Conger conger (European conger) is the source of this 1925-nucleotide messenger RNA. Its product is annotated as CTD small phosphatase-like protein 3. The transcript is spliced from 11 exons. NCBI's taxonomy places the organism in Eukaryota, Metazoa, Chordata, Actinopteri, Anguilliformes, Congridae. The coding region runs from base 539 to 1552 and encodes 337 amino acids. The record is from RefSeq and is a predicted model, not a curated record. Gene Ontology annotation, molecular function: phosphoprotein phosphatase activity.
UUAAUUUCACUUUUGGACAACAAGUUCAGAAUGGUCUUUUGAGGUAUAAUCUUGGUUGUGUUCUUGGACAGUGCUUAAUAUCAAUGUGAUUGUAUUUGCAGGUUGCUUUCCGCUUUGACAGGCAGAGGUUGGACUCAUUGUCUGGAGGUUUACUAGCGGUCUUUGUAAUCUCCCGUUUGUCCUCUUGCCUCCGCGUGGCCUUGGGCAUUAUUGGAUUCCAAUGUUAUUCAGGUAGAUCUGCUCAUACGUGCCUGCGGCUCUGUUGAUCACAGUUAUGCUAACAGUGGCGCCUGUGCAACGGGUCCUUUUUCAGCGAAGUCGAUUUUUUAUCUUCCAUUAUGAAGCUAACAAGGAGUCUGCCUGCUCGCUCGCGCUUUGGUUUCCCCGACAACCGGCUAUUACCAUGCGCCAUAGCAACAGGUUUCACGUGGCCGAGUUUUCUGCGUUGUAUUUGGCGUCUUUGUCGAGCGAUGGAACUCAUGGAGCAGCUGCCAGUGCUGUCGGCUGAUUGGCUGGUCUCCCGUCAAGGAAACGGACAAUGAUGCGAGUCCGGGAGCGCAGAGAAGAGGCCAUCAUAGAGUGCUCCCUGCAGUUCUCUGAUGAGGAGAACGUCCCCACCGUUGCCAAGCGCCCCAAAAUCCCGCCGCGGGCUCGAAGGAGGGUAGUGGCAGCACGGGGCGGAGAUGCUACAGAUGUGGACUUUAAGACCCCUGUCCGGGGGGGUGAGCUGAGGGUGCGUUUUCAGGAGGACUGCUCCACCCUGUCCUCCAACCCGGCCGUGCGGAACAUCUACUCACCCGUCGUCCGCGUCCUGACCCCACUGAAGGGUGAGCAGUCCCCAGGUGGUGAGCAGCAGUGUGUGUUCAGCUACGACUCCCUCAGCCCUCUGUCUGAUGACGAGACCAACGACGUGUUCAACCCGUAUGCCUUCAUCAAGAACAUUCCAGCACAUUCCCAGCAGUCCCGACCCUGUGUGAGAGACAUUCCCAUCAAGACCCGGAGCACCCCACAAGCCACACUGGUCUUAGACCUGGAUGGGACCCUGGUGUUCAGCACGCUCAGUCACCUUGAUAACGCAGAGUACACUUUUCACACUUACUUUCAGAGUCACAAGUACAAAGUGUACGUGGUCCUGAGACCCCACCUCCGGACGUUUCUGCAGCGGAUGUCAAAGAUGUUUGAGAUGUUUGUCUACACAUCAGCUAAAAGGGAGUAUGCGGAAAAGAUUGUGGAUUUACUGGACCCUCAGAAAAACCUGUUCCGACACCGGCUGUACCAGGAGGACUGCCUGUGUAUUCAGGGUCACUACGUUAAGGACCUGGGCCUGCUGCAGCGGGACCUGUCCAAAACCGUGGUCCUGGACAACGCUCCCCACACCUUCCCCUACCACGUGAUGAACAUGAUCCCCAUUCGCAGCUGGGCUGGAGAGGCGGAUGACAGAGAGCUGUUGAAGCUCACUCCUUACCUGGAGAGACUCUCUGACACGGGCGAUUUCCGGCAGGUGCUGAAGAGGAGGGCGGACCACCUGCACCGUCUCCUCUCUGAAGACUGAUGCGUGGGGGCGUGGCCAGUGCCGGGGCUCCCGCUCCGGACGCCGUGCCGGCCUCUCUGUGACAAUGCAGUGUGGAUGGCUCCACCCGCAGCUCGCUGGCGGAACUGCGUUCUUUGUGCACUACAUUUCAGAAGGGAUUCAGCGCGGUCCCGUUUGAAACUUUUUUUUUUUUUUUUUUUUUUUUAAAGAAAGACUUGCCAGAAAGUUCCAGAACGACUGUUUCUGCAAAGCAGGGAAUGGGAGCAACCUUAGCACAUGUUACAGCAAGAAAACGAUUGCUCGGACGCAAAAUAUAACAUUUUGUGUCGUCGCCGUUUUUCCUAAUUUAUUCAUUUGUAAUUAUUUGUGUUUGUCUGAUUACUGCAUGUUUUAA